AUGGUUGCUGAUAGUUUUUUACCAAGUUAUCUUCGUGAUAGUCCUUUAUACAAAGAUAAUAAAAGAUUAUAUUCUCGGGUUCCUUUACCAACUCACUGGAAUCCAGCAGAUAGCUCAUCCUAUGUUGCAAUUAUUGAUGACAAAAAUUUAACAGUUAAAUAUGAUGGUCCGGGUAGAAAUUGGGUAGAUGCUGCUUCAAUCAGAGCGAAUCACCCUAUUCAUCCUGAGAUUGGCUUGUAUUAUUAUGAAAUGACUAUUAUAGAUCGCGGAGAUCGAGGAUGUAUUGGAAUUGGCCUAAGUAAGCCAGCUACUCGUCUCAAUAGAAUGCCAGGUACACAAACUAAAGAUAAAAUUAUGGGUGAGAUGUAUCCAAUGUGUGGAAUGGAAAGUCCAAAUGAAAGUGUGACUGUUAAUUUUGUGGAAGGCAUAAAUACAACAACUCCAAUAGCUAACCCUUCUGGUAAUGAAAUAAUAACUCAUAAUACAAAUACAGAUGUCGCUCCUGAUCCAGAGACAACACCAGUAAUAAGAGCUAUAGCUGAAACACAAAUGAAUGCUAGUGAUACGAACAUUAUUAACACAAUGACAUCUACACCACCUGAUUUAGGAAACGUAGUCAGUUCUAAUGUUCCUGUUGAUUCAACAUAUUCCACUACCACUUUGUAA
Messenger RNA from Racocetra persica, 666 nucleotides. The record is from the annotation of a GenBank genome assembly. NCBI's taxonomy places the organism in Eukaryota, Fungi, Glomeromycota, Glomeromycetes, Diversisporales, Gigasporaceae.